AUGUGUGCUAGAGACAGAGGUUCAGCAUAUCCUAGCGCAAUGUCAGAGUUCCCUUAUGGUGGACACUUUCAAGGGCAGAAGACCACGACUAAGCAUGUCACCCUAUGCAUUAGUAUUUGGGAAGGCAUGCACCUCCUGUUAGAACUCGAGCACAAAGCUUUAUGGGUCCUGAAGAAGUUAAACUUAGACCUGACAAGAGCUAGAGAUGCCAGAAAGCUUCAACUGAAUGAGCUAAUUGAAUGGCUCUUGACCGCAUACGAAAAUGCCAAACUAUACAAGGAGCGAAGCAAACAAUGGCAUGAUAGCAAGAUCAGUAAGAAAGAUCUCACUAUUGGUCAAUGGGUGUUGCUUUUAAACUUUCAUUUUCAUCUAUUCCCAAGUAAGCUAAAAUCAAGAUGGUCUAGUCCAUUCAUAGUACGCGAAGUUUUCCCCCAAGAAUUUGUCGAGUUGAUAAACAAGGAUGGCAGUAAUGUGUUCAAGGUCAAUGGACAGCGUGUGAUGCCUUAA
Benincasa hispida (wax gourd) is the source of this 507-nucleotide messenger RNA. NCBI's taxonomy places the organism in Eukaryota, Viridiplantae, Streptophyta, Magnoliopsida, Cucurbitales, Cucurbitaceae. The record is from RefSeq and is a predicted model, not a curated record.